UCAAAGAAGACAAAACUGCGUAAAAUUUGGCGACUUGGAGUCUGGUCAACUAUGAACUUUCGGCUCCUUGAUGACCUUUAAUUGGGGGAAUCCGCUUCCAAUUUCUCUCUAAUCGCUACCAGACAAUCACUACCAGCCGUCGCAACCUCAAAUCUCCACUGGCCACGGACGAGGGUUACGUUUCUUUUUCCUCCUUUGAGAAAAGUCAUAAAAGGCGUUCGAUUCGAGCUCCACUGUUGCAAAAGUUGCACAUGAGGUAAAUUUCGGGGCUGUCCCUUGUGUGAGAGUUCCUCGAGUGUAUCGUAGCUCAAAUUCUCGGAUCCUGUAUCUUGACAAUGGAGGAUUUCAAAUCCAACUCCUAUGUGGAUGGAAGAAUGCAGAUUGAGAACUACUAUGGAAACGAAUCAAGAGGAGGACCGAACGGUUCCGGCGGAAUGGGUAUGCAAGAUUUUCGUUGUUACAGUGCGUCGUAUGCUUCGUCUGCGAAUCCAACUCAGAUGGGGAAUGAUUUGAAGCUCAAGAAAGGGAAAUCGACGAAUGGAUUCUCGUCGAAGAGCUGGAGUUUCAACGAUCCGGAGAUGCAGAGAAAGAGGAGGGUUGCUAGCUACAAGGUUUAUACUGUGGAAGGCAAAGUCAAAGGGUCUUUUAGAAAGAGCUUCAGGUGGCUCAAGGAAAGAUGCUCUCGGAUGGUCUUUGGAUGGUAACGAGCGGCUUAAAUUGGCACCUUGACUAAUCUAACAUCACAGUAGCAUGAUCCAACAACAUUAGAGGUAGAAAACUUAUAGGAAUCUUUAAUUUGUCUCUUUUGCUGUUUACAAGAGACGAAUUAGGAAUCUUUAUCUUUAUUUUUGAGAAUAUAUCUACAACAUCAGUGAGAAUUAAAGUCUGUUUUUGUGAUUAAAUUUGCUUCCUUUUUUGGAUUUGCUCACAACAUCAUGUUGUGCAUCAAUAUUUUCUUCAUGUUUUGCUGUUCUUAGUGUUGUAUUGCCUAGAAUGACAACAAUAAUAUUGAUAUUUUUAUGCAUCGCAAAA
Messenger RNA from Cucurbita maxima (winter squash), 1032 nucleotides. RefSeq lists its product as uncharacterized. The record is from RefSeq and is a predicted model, not a curated record. The coding region runs from base 336 to 704 and encodes 122 amino acids. The transcript has 2 exons. Lineage: Eukaryota; Viridiplantae; Streptophyta; Magnoliopsida; Cucurbitales; Cucurbitaceae.